GCUGACGUAAGGGAGCUGGGGAGGUUGGCCGACCCUGCAGGAAGAGGCAGAUAACCGUAAUGAGGACCCAGCAGGGGUGCCAGAUUGUUUUUUAAGAACAUUUUAUUCUCUCUCGGCCACUCAGUGUUUUAUUAUCCAUAUCAAGUCUUUUAAAGUUCCUUAUGACAAUAUAACCAGCGAUUCUAGACCUCCGCCCUUUUUCGUAGACUACACCAAGGAGGGUUUUCAGAUUGCAUACCCCAUUUUUCUUCUACAGCGUUUAAAGUGGGUCGAAAUGAUUUGGAGUACGAAAGUCCUCUGAACAUACUCGGAUGAACUAGGCUAACACCGUGUAUUUCCUCUGCACCACUCAGCUUUUUUCUGGAAAGAAAAUGCAUCAUAACCAGGAGGAGCAGUCGGGAAAUCCAAUUACUGCACAGCACGGGACAGCGCGGCACGGUGACUCCAACAGUCUGGGAAGCAGCUUGGACACUGACCCCCAGCAACCUGCUUACUGUAAACUGGAAUUCAGGAGAAAUGCAGUGACAGACGACUAUAAAAUCACAACCCAGGUUCUCGGCCUGGGAAUCAAUGGCAAAGUGCUGGAAUGUUAUUGCAAGAAAACAGGAGAAAAGUGUGCCCUCAAGAUUCUGUAUGAUACUCCUAAAACCAGAAGGGAGGUUGAGCUGCACUGGCGAGUGUCUGGAGGUCCCCACGUUGUCCGCAUACUCAGCCUGUAUGAGAACAUGCACCAGAGCAAGAAGUGUCUCCUCGUUAUAAUGGAGUGUAUGGAGGGAGGGGAACUGUUCAGUCGCAUUCAAGCCAGAGGGGACCAGGCCUUCACAGAGAGAGAGGCAUCAGAGAUCAUGCGUGACAUUGGUACAGCCAUCGAUUACCUUCACCACAUGGACAUCGCUCACAGAGAUGUGAAGCCUGAAAACCUGCUCUACACCACCAAGGAGAGUAACGCCACACUGAAACUGACUGACUUUGGCUUUGCUAAGGAGACGACACUUCACAACUCCCUCCAGACUCCCUGUUACACUCCAUAUUAUGUCGCCCCAGAAGUGCUUGGGCCCGAGAAAUAUGAUAAAUCAUGUGACAUGUGGUCUCUGGGGGUAAUCAUGUAUAUUCUUCUGUGUGGGUUUCCUCCGUUUUACUCGAACACAGGUCAGGCCAUCUCUCCAGGCAUGAAACAGAGGAUCAGGCUGGGCCAGUAUGAGUUCCCCAACCCUGAGUGGGCUGAUGUUUCCGAGGAAGCCAAACAGCUCAUCAUUCAGUUACUGAAGACAGACCCCAGCGAGAGGAUGACCAUUGAGCAGUUCAUGAACCAUCCAUGGAUUAGCCAGUCAAUGGUGGUCCCUCCAACACCCCUCCACACCUCUCGCGUUUUGACAGAAGACAAGGAGCUGUGGGAUGAUGUAAAGGAGGAGAUGACCAGCGCCCUGGCCACCAUGCGAGUAGACUACGACCAGGUGAAGAUCAAAGAUUUGGACACGUCCAACAACCCUCUGCUCAAUAAGAGACGCAAAAGGCCUAGGCCUGCGGGAGCUAGUGGCGGAGGAGAAGCCGAUGGAGGAGAGGUGUGUAACAGUCACAGGGAAGUUACAUUUUCUGAAGAACAUGGGGAAUGAUUACUGGACAAAAGUAACAUACAAGCCAGAGUAAACAAUAUUUCACAUCUCACUUCCCUUUAUUGUAUUUACUGACUUUUUG
Messenger RNA from Monopterus albus (swamp eel), 1695 nucleotides. RefSeq names its product MAP kinase-activated protein kinase 2-like. Gene Ontology annotation, biological process: protein phosphorylation. Lineage: Eukaryota; Metazoa; Chordata; Actinopteri; Synbranchiformes; Synbranchidae. The record is from RefSeq and is a predicted model, not a curated record. The transcript is spliced from 10 exons. The coding region runs from base 372 to 1613 and encodes 413 amino acids. Gene Ontology annotation, molecular function: protein kinase activity; ATP binding.